AUGGUGACGUUGUUUCGUUUGGCGACGUUGCUUUCGCUGUGUGUUCUACCGUUCGCUGAGACCGCGGUGGGUGAAUCGCGGGCGCCGGAGUCCUUCGCGACGGAGACGCCGGUGGAGACGGCGGCCGCGGUCUCAGCGAUUCGCGUCGACAAAGAUGGAAUUUUGUGGAGAGAGAUCUCGAAAGCGCGACAUCUUGAAAAUUCUCGCGAUGAUUCCAUCUGGGGUUCAACCAAGGUGUACAGAGCGAACGACGCGAACGGUUCACCGAUGUUUGAAGUGGUGUACCCGGAAGUAAAUAUAACUUUAAACCAAUCUUCGGCUCAGAAAAUACCGACGAAAGAAGAAGAACAUCGCUAUCUCUCUGAGCACUACGUGGAGUUCCAAAAGUCGUCACAGUCGCUACACGCCGAACGGUCCGGUGAACUCUCGCCGAGUCUCGGGAUGAACGAAACCGAUGGAAACGCGACGGCAGAGCUCGGAGGCUCCUGCGGAUACCCAACUUCAUACUGUCGGGUUUCGUAUUUGUCGAAUUGCCCUUCCCGUUACGCGUGUUGGCAAGGCGAUCGUCCGAAGUAUCGUACUUAUGACUGUCACGGUCGGAUCGAGUCCUUCCAGCAUAGGUUCACUACUCGCCACUGUUGUGGACGUAACAUUUGGGGGAGUUGUACGAGACAUUGCACAAAGUGGCACUCAAUUACCCUGUUCAAAUGGAAUAGUUGCAGCUAUAAGGCAUGGAGUUCGUACCACCACACGUGUCCCAACGAUGUCGGACGUUGUCCUCUUAUUUUUGACGUCAAAAUCAAUAACCCAGUCAAAGACGUCGCGUCCAACGCCGUUGACUUCGGUUUCGAAGUGAUUCAACAGCAAUUGUGCGGCGGAAACUGUCUGACGUCGACGAGGGGCACGAGAAGAAUGGUACGAAUAUCAGUGACAGUGCGCAAAGUCGGACACGCUUGCUCCUCGUACGGGGAUCAUCUCCCGUGUAAACGAUGGGAUAACUUUCACGAUCCUUACUUUGGCGGAAAGUUGCUCGGCUUGACUAAUUCUCAAGGAUCGGUCGACGUGGGACAGUACGAGAUUGCGUAUAACGUCCUGCAUGGGUUGCCUGGUCAAGUGACACACGAGGGCGUGACAGGGAAGCACACAUUCUCUACCACGCGCGGCUGCGACGGCAUCAUGCCUUCCAGCUCGAUCGGGCAUCAAACGGUGGAAAACUCCGAGUUAAUAAAGUUCAUAUUGCUCUCAACCGAUAAAUUUGUCAACACACCGUGUGAGAAAAUCAGCGAAGUCAAGGAAUCAAUCUUUCGUGAAAUCGACGUCAACGUCACGGAUGGUGUGCUCACUUACGAUGAAAUCGCACGAGCAGUGCGCAAAAAUGGUGGAGAUUCAUACGUCUUAAAGGUGUGGAAUCACACGCGAGAGCUACGAGUAUCCAUCGGGCAGUUCAUGAAGACGUCGGUGAUUCCGCACGCGUGUGCAUCGGCGUAUCGAGCUGGUCAACAGGUGACGUUUAGUAGCACGGUGUACCCAAGUAUCGAUCCGGGACGGAUGACGACGAAUAAACAGUGUGCGGAUGACGCAAAGAAAAUGUCACUGGCAUGGAAAUACAGCGCAACAGUUCCAAAGCAAGGCGACAUAGUUUGUGUCUUUGUCGAUGGUCUUCUUUUCAACAGAAACGAGCCAUCGCUGUCAAAGCCAACAGUCAACGCAGACGAUUACGCUCAAGGAUCGAACAACUUAUGGAUGUUGACGAAAAUGACAGAUCGGCGACCCGUGAUAGGGGGUAUGAAAGAGACCUUGCCAUCGCUCGUGGCGCAGUUUACGUUUGACUCGUCGCUGUUUUAUGGUGACACUGUUGGCAAAACACGAGUCGACUCAGCUGCGCCGCUCGCUGACGGUCAAACAUUCAGACCAAGUUUGCAAUCCAAGGUAGGCCGUGAUGAGGAAUUGAAAGGCUUUCGCGACCGGGAUUACCGAGGAGCUCAAAGUAAAACUCGGAGUGGUCGCACAUGCCAAAACUGGGACACUCAGAGCCCCCACAAGCACACGAACAAAAGAAGCUCCGACGCUGGAACGGUUUCGAACAACUAUUGCCGAAACCCCGACGAUGGCUCCACCAUUUGGUGCUACACCACUGAUCCAGCUACAAGGUGGGAGUACUGUGACCCCGUGCCGAUCGUACCUCAACCAGUUCCUGUUCCCAAGGCGUGCUCGGGUGCGAGUGGCGGAAAGUGCUUUCAGCCAGGGUCCACGCUCGUUUACAAAGGUGAACCGUUUCAAGACUCCGUCGCGUUUUCGACGUGGGUUCGAUGCAGUAAAGGCAAGUAUACGACCAUCGUUGAAUUCAGUGGAAAAGACGGGCGAGGUUCGCAAUCUCUCUCUUUGAGUCUGGACGCCACUUGCGGACUGAAAAUCGAGCACAGAAGAUCUGGUGAACCACCGAAACAUAUAGCGCUGCAAGUUUCCCCGAGCACUUGGACACUCGUUGGUUUCACUCUUAGUCACACGAAUGGCAUGACUUUGUUCGCCUUGCCGAUAGACUCCACUUCUGUCGUUCGAAUAAAUGACGCGCAGUGGCCGAAGGAUACCCUCACGAAGAUGCCUGAUAUCGAUCUGCUUGCUGGUCAAUCAACAAGUGAAUUUGAUGACAUCCGUUUUUACACUGGCAUCAUGGAUUUGAGUAUCUUUACUGACUCAAGAGAGUGCGGCCGCGCGAGGUACUGCGCGGACCGUGCGCACGCAACGCCAUCUCAUCGCCGAGUCGUGUGCGUCACGGCGAAUAUAAAGGGAUUGGAGACUCAAGAGCCUGUGUGUACGUCGGCGCUGUAUUACGACGGCACCGCCAUCGAUAUUCAGGCGUCGAUGGAUAUGGCUGGGGUCGUCUUCGCGUUUCGCGACACAAACUGGCAGGAAAGCUCAUUCGAGAUCGAACGUCGAUCACCUUCGCUCGACGGCGCUAGCUCCUUCGACACGGUUGUCCUCGUCGAAGGCGACCUGAAGGGUUGCGCGGCAAAGUUUAGUUCAAUUACAUAUAUGGAUCGCGACGCAUCGUACACACCAUAUAAGGAGUGGCUCUAUCGCAUCACGACGAAAAACCCAAGCAACGCAGCUUCACCGUUCCUCGUGUCGUCACAGAUUCUCUUCCGCACACCGUGGAAGUCCUUACUCGAGGGGCGCGUGCUGGCUGGAGCGUCCACGACGGGCGUUCGAAACGUUCGGUUGUGUGCGGAGUUCGACACAUUCAUCUCUCACCAACGACAGAGUGACACGUUCGUGGACCGCAACACGACGACGAUCAAUCUCGCGGCGUACAAGAGUACGAAGCAUUCGAACGGUGAGAAGACGUCGACAGCUUAUGUCGCAACCGAUGGUCUUGAGGACGGUGAAGUCGUUGGGAUGGAUAUCGACGAGUACAUUCGCGUGAAUCUCGGUACCUGGAGCUCGGUGUCCACUGUGGCCGUCUGUUACAAGAAUACCUCAUCUAAGUUGCCAAUGUUUACGACGUACGUGCAGGAUCACGAUCCAGAGGACUCAUCGGUCUACGGUCACGAAUGCUUGAUGACGCACGCACGCGCUUCGUUUGAUAAUCCAAAAGAAUAUGCUUGCCUGAGUUACUCAUGCAGAGGCACUGGUGUCAAUUCGUUUCACGGUCAGCACAUCACCGUCGUGUCUCUGAAUCGAACUGAAGUCUCAGAGAUUCAGGCGAACGGUCUUAACACAAAGUGUAAGUUCACGGCGAUGACGGGUGACGACGGUGAAUUCGAAAUGCAACUCGAGGAUACGUCCGGGAAAGUACCAGUGAAGGCUCGAUUACACGUCGGUGCGUACAAGGAAGAAAUCUUCCCCGAAACAACAGAGACGUUGAUCGAUACGAAGAAGGAUGCUCACGGUAACUAUACGGUUCCAAGAAGCCAGGCACACGAAGUGCUGCUGAUUCUCCGCGAGAGGAGCGUCUCAUCACAAGACGAUUCGCCAACAGAAGGUAACUCGUCGGACGCCGCCUUUCUUGGGGAUUGGGAUUACUCAGACGUGGAUUUCGAAGAUGGCAACGAUGAAUCUUCAUUCAUCGGAGAGAAGCCCGUGCAUGGGAGAAGUCUACUUGGUUCUUUGAGACGCGACUGCAGCUACAGCUGGGGCAGCUGGAGUACAUGUACAAAACAUCAUUACUCCAGCGGUCGAUGGACGGGCAUCAGAUAUCGGACCUUUUACAUCUGGCGAUAUCCAGAUCCAUACGGGUUCGGUACGCGAUGUCCGAGCGGCUAUACUAACAGACGUAGAUAUAGUGGGUCUUGUACCCCAGAUGUUGAUUGUCAAGGCUCCUGGAGUGGCUGGUCAACUUGCAGCAGGUCGUGUGGCUGGGGACAGCAGACCAGAGUAUACAGAAUCACGACGAAUGCACAAGGUGGAGGAAGCCGUUGUCCCACAAACAAUGGUUACCGGCAAUCACAAAGCUGUCUCGUGAAACAGUGCCCACCGCCUCCAUCUCCGCCUCCUCCUUCUCCACCGCCGGAAGCGGCGAUUCUGAGUGAGAAAAUUGAAUGGACGUUACUCGAUGGCCUUUCUUCGAGUGCCCAAGGGGAAGUGACUCGCGAUAGGAGUGGCUCUGGUUGGAACGCCGGAGCUGUCAGCAAGCGCGCCAUAAAAAGUGGAUCGGACGUUGUUCGGGGCAUCUCCGCCGUGAUCGGUGAUUCAAUGAUGAACGCGAUGAUUGCGCUGAAUUCGCAGUCAACAGCGAAAUCUACCGAUUACCAGUCCCUAGAUUUUGCUUUGUACGCCGACAGUGCAGGUUAUUUAAUCGUGUACGAAAAAGGCACGCAAAAGGAGCAGCUUGAGAAGUAUGAGGCCGGCGAUACGAUUCAAGUCGUGCUGAAUGACGAUGGACAAGUCGAGUAUUUCAAGAACCGUCUCAAGCUUCGUACGAGCACACAGACGGUGGAAUAUCCGCUACACGCGGACGUAUCAAUCCACAACACUGGCAAAACAUUCAAGGAUGUGCAUUGGAUGGAACGAAUCUCUUCGCCGCCGCCGUCUCCACCGCCGCCGUCGCCGCCCCCGCCGUCGCCGCCCCCGCCGUCGCCGCCCCCGCCGUCGCCGCCCCCGCCGUCGCCGCCCCCGCCGUCACCGCCCCCGCCAAAUCACGAACUUGAACAAGCGGACACAGAUAAUUCAGGCAACUUGACGCGAACUGAACUCAUUGCUUUCAUUGAGAAAAUAACUAUCUCGUCACGCGGCAACGCAAUCAUCGACGACGACGUGUGGAAAGUGCUUGAUGUCGACGAAGACGGCUUCAUCGAUGCGGCGGAAUUCCAAGUGAUCGCCGACCGUAUGGUUGCCCAGACUUUGGUCGUCGAACCCAUGAUCGUGUUUCCUAUGCAAGAUCUUAAGCACAUGUACAACUUCACUCUGGUGCAAACAUCGGACGACGUCGAGAACAAUAUCACGAGCGGCGCGACCGACGUCUCGGCUGCGACGCAGUCGUGCGAGAACUUGGUUCUCAGGCGAAGCUCAAGCGGCUCGUUGCCCUUCACGAAUGAGGGAUGGACGGCAUUUUACUACAAUUUCAUCAAGGAUCGACAGAGUAACUUCACGUGCCGUCCGUUGAACGCGAAUGAAGUUCCAGUGAUUGAGGUGGGCAGUGAAGAUGGGCAGUACGGCAUCCCCGUGCUCGCAAACAAAGUAAGCAUGAAUUAUCUCGUUCUCGAUGCGCACACGACGGCGAAACGCAAGUUACACGCUGAUUUGGAUAUUUUCCAUCGCUUGACCCGAGCGCAGCUGCACGUGCGUGUCAAGGCAAAGAAACGUCUUCCAGACAUCAUACACCGUUUCAAUAAACCGGCGAUGCCGAGACAGGCGAGAGAAUCCCAGGAGUCGAGCGACGACAUGGUCUUGUACGGCAUCUUCUCUGACGAGGCAAUUCUCGAUCGAGUGACUGUGGAGGUGAAGCACAAGCGUGUGGAGGAAAAAGAUUUCACGGACGAUACGAUGGCUAUUGUCAACGGCGCGAUCCUUUUCCCCAAAGACUUGGUCGAGCAAUCUACGGAUUGCGGUCUAUCCAAGGCGACUAUCCAGGUAUUUGAGCCCGAGGGUGAAAUUGAAGAGUACUUGACGGACGAACGAGGGUUCUUCAAAAUUGCGGUCACGCGCGGGAAAACGUUCACGUUUCGAGCGAAAUACAAGGGACAUAGCAUUUGCUACGCCGGCAACACGUUGGAGAGUGCUCUCGAGGACGUUCACACCUGUGCCGGGCGUCACAACUACACAAAACUGGAGAACGUGAACGACGGAAACUUUAUUUUCUUCUCCGACACCACGAGAGGAUCGAUCGAUCUCGGUCUCUACCACGGUGAAUGCAGCGAGCGAUACGGUGGAGCGACUUUCAAAAUAACACCCAUCAACGGCUGUCAUGCGUCUACGUUCGUCACAAGUGAGCAGAUUGCAGGCUGGAGUGUCGGGAGCGAUGGAGAUCCCGACGCAAAGGUAUGGCCGUUCGCCGCUAUGGACUACUCAGUGACACUCACGUCCGGUCCCGACAUAAACGCCGUGCAGCAACUCAUCGCCGAUGAAGAUUGGAAAGAUUCUUGCGGAACGGAACCUGGGAACAUUGUGAGCUUCUUUCGCAGUAGGAAUGCACUUGAGCGAGUCGUCCCGAUGCGUGAUGAGUUCGCUGAGCUAGUGUCCAUCCGGUACAAGUACCACGGGUUUAUUUGUAUCGAAAUUCUGAACAUACCCAAGAUCCGGAACCCUCUGGAAGUCUGUUACGAUCCAAACGAAGACGAAGGUAACAUCACCAAGAAGCAUUUUCUCGGGAAAACAACGUCAGAAGAUUUGGGAUCGAUCGAGGAAGCAACGCCUAUCGAGGCGAAAAUUUUCGAACUCCACGUUGACGAAGUGGGUGGCAAAUCGGUACUCUCAAAGUGCUUCAAGGCACUUCCAAAUAUGAAGGCAAAUACGGGGAGUACCAUGGUUAAGUUCAGACAAUCCAUCACGGAUGAAGAUUCUAACGAGUGUCACCCGAAUCGCGGCGGUGGGCCAAUGUGUGACUUCGAUGCCACAAUUGAUCCCGAAAGCGAACUCUUGAUAUGGAAUGAGCAAGGGAAUACGAACGUAAUGGUACGCGCCGGCAAGCCCUACUUGGGCGGGAACCAUCGACGCGCCGUGGAAAUCACUGUGAACCGUUACGAUACAUACAAGUCAGUCACAGCGUACGCCAAGCGGGAGCUCAUUCCACUGGGCACGAGACCUCGAUUCUUUGGAGGACUCAGUGAUGACACUUACUGGGCGACAGUCCCAAUUGAAGGUCUCGUGUACACCGUCGUACACGAUCCGCCAGGAGGGAACUCGUACGCCGAGUUGACGACUGGUUCUCAAAUCGGUUUGGAGUUCGACAUCGCCAACUCCCGAGAGGCGUCUGAGGAGAAAUCUAGUGAGAUUGAGGACGACUUUCCCGAGUUGGAUGAAAGCAUGAACGUCGGUUUCAAUGCCGGCUGGGUUGCAGAGGGCGCGUUAGACUACAAACUUAAUUUGAUCAAAUCUAGUGGGCAGGUGAAGAGUGGGGGCGGCCCAAAAAUGUCCAUGAGUAGCUCAGAGAGAAAAGGCUGGAGCGUCGAAACGACGACGGACAGAGUUAUUCGAUCAAGCCAAGACGUCGCCACUCCGGGUCGAGACGGAGACGUCAUCUUGGGUGGCGGGAUCGAACUCGUCUACAAAAUGUCUGAUGUUUUGGACGUCGUGAACGACGUUCGAACAUUGAAGAAGCCGUGUUUGUAUGUAUACGCUCAAAUCACGUGGCAACCGCGGAGACCGACGUCGUACGUCAUGACUGUGUAUGCUAUUGAGAACCAAGUCGUUCCAAAUCUGCACUACCUGAUCUCCGUCGUGCGCGAAGGCGGAGUUGCAGGGGAUGGAUCAAAAAUGUUGUACGACUGUGGAGACUCCGGCAAGACGAGUAAAACCGACUGCACGAAGGAUGAGCAAGUCGCAGCCUGGGACAAAUACCUCACUGGUAAGAUCGAUGUGUGGCGUCGCACGCUGGAGUGGUCGUCGCCGAAAGUGUUCACGCUCAACAAGGGUGGCGAGUACACAAAGGCUUACGAUGCCAUCGAGGCAAUCACGGCGCCGAUGACCGAAGGUUUCCUGGGCGAUUUAUACAAAAGACAAGUACAAUACUUUGAGGACGAAUUCUUGAAGCCGAUGAAAGACAUUGUCGAAGAUGUCGCGAGCGUGUGGGACUCCACGCACUACAUGCAGCCGUUCAAUGGGCUCGGCCCUCCGCCCAAUUUCCCAGAUCUUAAACUUGGCUUCGGAGGCGAUUGGAUGUUUGACAGUCGUUUUUGGGAAAGUGACGAUGACGACGUCAGCAUUUAUGAGCGUCUCACCCAGCAAAAUACUAUGACGUAUUCAGAGAAGCAAGCUACCAGGUCUGUCGCAGCAGGCGGGGCGAGGGCAGCCAAAGUAAUACUCGCUGCAAAAGCUGCGCGUGAAAAGGCAGUAGAGGCCGCGAAGGAAAAGCAAAAAAAAGUCAUGCAAAAGUGGCAACAGAAGCAGCAGAAGACAUCAGCAGCAACGCUGAAGAAACUAGAAGAUCUGAAAGAUGCAAAGAAGAAAGCGAAGAAAGCGGCUAGAAAAGCCGCUGCGAUAAAAAUCGCCCUACUGUCCAUCCAAGGAGUUAUUGCCGCCGCGGGCGGUGCGUUAGACAAGUCUGGCUACAAGUACGUGGUGUAUCCGCGCAAGUUCUACAAAGAAGGGAUUCCAUACUUUGAAGAGAAUUUCUUCGACGACGAUUACAAUGUUCUCCAAGGCGGCGACCAAAUUAAGGACGAAGACGGCAUGCGACAGGAAUACACAUGGGGGCUGCUCGAAACCGCAACAAACGACAUGUUGAGAUCAUUUCAAAGUUGUGGUGGACGCGAAUGCAAACCAAAUGAACUUUCCACAGAUAAGCUGUCUCCCUCUGAGUCUCUUACUAUCUUCGGAGAGGACGAUAAACUCUUGACGGACAAGUACGAACCCACGGCGAUGCAGAGAGUCGUCGCCUCGUUCACAGGUGCUCUUGCUCCCAGUGGUAUGAAGGAAACGAGCAAGAAAGAAGGGAACGAAGCGAUUCUGCUCUCAUUUAGUGGUGGUGGGCAUUCCGUGGACUACGCGUUCAAAUCUGAAGAAAAAAUCGCGGAUAUAGGUGUAUCUCUUGGAGUCGGUUUCUCUGGCGAGGUAUCGAACGACUACAAGCUCGAGCUUGGUGGUCUUAUUGGUAUGAUCAUGGAGAUUACGAUGAUGGCGGCGGGGAUCGAUACAGAGGCCGAAAUGACGUUCUCCAAGGAUCUCUCGCAAGAUCGUAGCUUCGCCUGGAAUAGACACGCUUCCUUGACGACGAUGUACAGCCUUGGCGACCCGGAGUAUGGCGACAAGUUUGUCGUUCAAGUCGGGGAAGACAAGCGCUUCGGAACGCCCGUUUUCAUCACCAAGGGCGGCCGGAGUAUGUGUCCUGGCGAACCUCUCACGAUUUUCCGCGAGGCUGGAUGGUCGUUAUCGUUGGCUACGACGUGGAACGAGAACCUAAAUCCAAGCGAGAAAGCCAUCUUGCGUCUUUCGGUGAUCAACGCGUCUCCGUACAAAGAGAAGCCGAAUUUGGGGUUGCGCAUCAUCGACGGUUUGUCCCAAUCCGUACACACCGUCGUUGCGGCGGCGUACGAGGCGGCUGCACAAGACGGCGCGACAGGAACGCACGUCCUGAGUGCAGUCGACGAUGCCAUCAGCAAGUUAACCAUAGGGAAAACAACAGCAGUCAUUCAACGAAUGAAGCGAGACGCUCGUGAAGCGGUCGAAGUACACAAAGCGUCCGCGGUGAGCACCGCGGCCGUCAUCAUCCAGGCAUCGAAAGAUGCCCCGCGAAUGUACGAAGAAAUUCAAGACAUGCAACUCACCGUCGGUGGUAAGCCGUUCACACCGGGCGAAGUCAUUCCAGUCACGUUCGUGGACGGUGAGUCGUUGAGCGUGCAAAAGAGGCAGCUCGAAACCGCCUUCACGCUCCACAUAUUGCCAACCAGUAGUGCGGUUCGACGACUCGAUCACAUCGCGUUGCAACUUGUGAGCUUGUGUGAACAAGAACUGUCGGAAAACAACAAUUUCGCGCGCGACCCGGUGGGCGCGUCAAUCUGGUUGCGUGAGAUGAGCUGGAGCCAGGAGUGCCCAAAAGUUGCGUUCGAUGGCACCACGAUGGCUAACUAUCGAUUCUCGAGUGUCUCUCCGAACGAGCCGGAUCCGCUCGAGCUGACGGUGUUCAAUCCAAGUGGUUCACUGUUGUGGCCCGGAUCUAGGGACGGCGAUCCCAGCGUCAAUCCUAAUUUGAGAUUCGUGCGCCUUCAGUAUCGACCCGUGAGCGGAGGCGAGUGGAUCACGGCCAAGUCUGAGGAUAGCGAUCCAAAGUUCAGUUACAAGAAGAAUCUGCUCUGCGCCGGCUCCCGACUCGCCGGUUGCUCGUUCAAGUGGGACGUACACAACAAGUAUGAGCUGCUCCUGAGCGGUUUUAAAGACGGAGUCUACGAACUACGCGUGAAGAACUUUUGUUUCGGUACGCCGGCGGCGCCCAUCAGCGCCUUGGCUGACUCAACAGUUCAUGAAUACAUCUCCGAUGAGAUACUCACUCUGAGAGUGGACACAAAACGACCAAUUUAUGUCCGUGCUCAAUCAACGUUUGGCAGCUCAUACGUCGUCGAGUUUGCCGAAGCUAUCGAUUGUUCCGAUCAAAAGGUCAAAAUAACCAAGAAGCGCACGGCGUGCGGGAGCGCGGGAGCCAGCGUGAAUGAAGUUGUCAGUGAAGAAGCUAUCAAGACUGAUUUCACCUUCCAGUGUGCGACCGAUGGAUCGGGAUCUUCCAAAUGGAUGAUAGAUUUCCCAUCCAACCAUGUGGGCGAGUACGAGGUGAGUGUUCAUGGCGUUCGCGACGUGGCUGGAAACGCAGCGAAGCCAUUCAAUUUCGUCAUGAACUCGCACUGCACUUCCACGCCUUCCCAGGUAUCUCUCAACGAAUCUCUUCUCGGCACCGACAAAACGUCGUUAAAGAUUCACGACGAGGCUCACACGAGCACCCUUACCGCGCGGUUGGGUUCACGGGAAGCAGUUCUCAACCACUUGAGUGUUGAGCUUUUGUUCACGUUUUUCGCUGUCGUUGCACUCGUCGCCUUCGCGUUGAGGUCCGGCCACGCGAGGAAGAUUCAAAAGGUACUCGAUAAAACCGCCGAUGACGCCUGCAUCCAGCCGGAGGAUAGACAGUCGUACGGUUCCACGGUAUGA
Molecule: messenger RNA, 11289 nt
Organism: Ostreococcus tauri
Lineage: Eukaryota; Viridiplantae; Chlorophyta; Mamiellophyceae; Mamiellales; Bathycoccaceae
Product: Kringle, conserved site
Exons: 1
Coding region: 1-11289 (3762 amino acids)
Molecular function (GO): calcium ion binding
Source: RefSeq, a predicted model, not a curated record